Molecule: messenger RNA, 2517 nt
Organism: Exaiptasia diaphana
Lineage: Eukaryota; Metazoa; Cnidaria; Anthozoa; Actiniaria; Aiptasiidae
Product: gamma-aminobutyric acid receptor subunit alpha-2
Exons: 12
Coding region: 1353-2420 (355 amino acids)
Biological process (GO): signal transduction; nervous system process; chloride transmembrane transport
Cellular component (GO): neuron projection; membrane; synapse
Molecular function (GO): neurotransmitter receptor activity; chloride channel activity; transmembrane signaling receptor activity
Source: RefSeq, a predicted model, not a curated record
AUUCCUUUUUUGUCUAGAAACCUGGUCAACUUUGCAUUUCAAUGAACGGCAUUAAAAACGUACUUCAUUUGGCUUUUCAAGGAAGAGAAGGUUGAUGAAAAUAUUUAAGUAUUAUUAGGAAUACUUUAGUUUUCCUUCAGCCCAGCGGACUAGAGUCUAGCGGUUUUAAAAACAUAAUUAGCAUCUAGUAAUUAGACGGGAUGUUUACAGUGUCUACAGCGUGUUUUUUGCUGUCCUUUCCUAUUUUCGCUGAAUAUUUUUUCAACGAAGUGAAAGGCUGCUAUAUGAGCUUAAAAGUGCUAUUCAUACUGCUUCGAUAUUACUCUGUCAAGAGAUCACGUACAAUUUUUUUAUGAUUUAUGUUUAUUGCCCGCGCCGACCGCAGUAUCUGACACUUGCUUUCACUCAUUAUAAGAUAUUUCAAGAAGACAGUCAACAACCUCUCUACCUUGAGGCCACACGUCGCUAUUCUCACAAUAAUAGAAAAAUUUAAUUUAAUUAUGUUUAACAAACAAAAGAAUUCCUGGGAAAACACUAUUUAUCACCAUGAUAAAAACAUUUUAAUUUCUUAACCGCGUAAUAACUCGUGGAUAGAUAUAUUAAUUUGCAAAAAAAAAAAAAAAAAAAGGAAAAACGCUGAAUUACGUUUCCAUCUACGUAUUAUUUUAGUGCGUAGGCACAGCGCGACAUCUAGUUAGCCUGCGUAGCGGGUUUUCAGGACAUGUAAUUAGUUCCUGCUUCUCAUCUAAGUAGUCAAUACGUUAUUGUUAUCUACGUAGUCACUGCRUAUCGCUUGCGUAGUCAAGGCUGUAUAUCCGUACUACGUAGUCACUGCGUUUCAUGGUCAUCCACGUAGUCGUGGAGUUUUUGAGUGUCAACUACGUAGCCCUUGUGUAUUUAAGCUACGUAGUCCCGCAUCUGCGUAUUGUCUAAGUGCUCAAUGUAAACUACGUAAUCGCUAUUCAAUUCCACAAUGUUUUAAAAAAUAUUUAGCAAACUAUAAUAAGCUAUUUCCACGCACGGAAAGACUAUCGUGAAUUUCUAUGCAGCGCUUUCCUUCUCUAACGACGACAAAAAGAUUUAAGCUUAAAACAUUAAAAAGAAUGAACAACUGAACAACCAUCGUGCCUCGUCCACACUGCUGUGUUUUCUUAGCAGGAGGACGACAGCUGCACCGAGGAAAAGAAAAUUCCAGUUCAGCAACCCAGUGAAACCGCGUCCUAAUGGCUUUGAACUCGACCAAGUAUAACAGGCAGCACAGCAAGUUUUCAAGGUUUUGUGUAUAGACGUCGAGCUGGAUAAAAGGAAUCUCUCAGUGCUAUUGAUCUCAUAAAGGAGAAUCACCGAAAGAGAUGUUUAGUACAACACAGAAGUCAUCUCCAACAAGAACUUCAAAAAUGACGACUUGGACAACUGUUGGACUUAUUUUGACAUUUUUCGCCAGUGCUUUCGCUUGCGAGUAUUUUGUUAAAGAAGAAAGUAAAAGAAACGUCACUCUAAGUUUAUCAGAUUACAUAACACAGAACUAUGACAAAGCUGUACGACCAAACUGUGGAUCACGGACGAAUGUGUCAGUUGACUUCUAUGUUGUAUCAUUUGGCAAAAUAGAAGAAGCUGAUAUGGAGUUCUCAGUUUAUCUGUACUACCGUCAGCGAUGGAAAGACAAUCGACUUAAAAACCUCGUCAACUCAUCAGUUAUCUUAUCACGUGAACAGAUCAGCAAAAUUUGGAUUCCCGUAACGUACUGCUCGAACGCAAAAACAUCAGAUCUUAUGCUGCCAGAUAGCGAGGUCCACAGCUCACUCACGUUGAGUCCAGAUGGAUCUUUGUACUACAGUAGAGGAGCACAAAUUGUUGCUGCAUGCUACAUGGACUUGCGUGAAUUCCCAAUGGAUCUUCAAAAGUGUUAUCUGAAGUUUGCGAGCUAUACAGAAAGUGACAGUGAUCUUUUGCUUAGUUGGGAAAAGACCUCAAUCAAGAUCGAAAACAAAGAAAUGGCGCAAUUCUUUAUAACCAAAGUGAGCCUUUCGUCAAACACAUUGUCAUAUCCUUCUGGCAACUUCACGACGUUGAUAGCCACGUUUCCACUUGAACGUCGUGUGGGUUAUUACGUCAUACAGACGUAUGUCCCUUGUACGUUUCUGGUCAUGCUCAGUUGGAUCGUAUUUUGGAUGAGCACGGAAGAGACUGGAAACCGACUAACCGUUGGCAUAACAACCAUCUUAACGAUCAUGUUUUUAUUGGGUUAUACUAAUGGUUCCUUACCAAAGGUCAGCUAUGUCAAAGGAAUGGAUAUGUAUCUGAUGAUAUCUUUCUUAUUCAUCUUCUUAAGCAUUGCUGAGUGUAUCAUAGUSGAUAAGUAUUACAAGAGGGAGAAAUUAUUAGAAGCAAAAAAAGAAAAAAGAAAAACAAGAGAWUGAAAAUCCAACGAAAAAACGACUGGAAGCAUUCUUCACUCAGUCUUCGCCUGCAAUAACAAGAACCAGACUGAUGCAUACGAACCCUUCAAACGARGAA